Messenger RNA from Equus caballus (horse), 2305 nucleotides. Its product is annotated as guanylate-binding protein 7. The record is from RefSeq and is a predicted model, not a curated record. NCBI's taxonomy places the organism in Eukaryota, Metazoa, Chordata, Mammalia, Perissodactyla, Equidae. Gene Ontology annotation, molecular function: GTPase activity; GTP binding.
CGCGAACUUUCCUCCCGCCUCAUCAGGUGUCCUGCCUCGGGGGAAAAACAGUGAAAACCCAACGGUUAACUUCGCCCAAAAGUAGAUCCUUUCGAUUUCGUUCUCCUCGACCCCACCCUAUGACUGGUUCGGUGCAACAUCCGGCUCGAUUUCCAGCUUCUCAAGAGAAGAGUUCGUACCCACAGGAGCCAGACGCAGGAGGAGCGAGCGAGGGCCCCUGAGGACUUCUUCCCGGACUGCAGCACCGCGCCACCUUACCAUGGCAUCUGUAUGCACCAUGACGGCCCCCAUUUGCCUUGUGGAAAACCAGAAAAAUCUCCUGAUGGUCAAUCCAGAAGCACUGAAAAUUCUUGGCAACAUAUCUCAGCCUGUGGUGGUGGUGGCCAUUGCAGGGCCCUAUCGGACAGGAAAAUCCUACCUAAUGAACCGCCUGGCAGGACAGAGCCGUGGUUUCCCUCUGGGCUCUACAGUGAGGUCUGAAACCAAGGGUAUCUGGAUGUGGUGUAUACCCCACCCUUCCAAGGCGAAACACACCCUGGUCCUACUAGACACUGAGGGCCUGGGCGAUGUGGAAAAGGGUGACUCUAAAAAUGACUUGUGGAUCUUCACACUGGCCAUACUUCUGAGCAGUGUAUUUGUCUACAACAGCAUGGGCACCAUCAACCGCCAGGCCCUCGAGCAGCUGCACUAUGUGACUGAACUAACAAAGCUAAUCAGGACGAGAUCCUCUCCCAGCUUUGGUGAAGUGGAUGACUCAGCUGAGUUUGUGAGUUUCUUUCCAGACUUUGUUUGGACUGUACGGGAUUUCACAUUGGAGCUGCAGUUAGAUGGACGCCCCAUCACUUCUGAUCAGUACCUGGAGAAUGCCUUGAAGUUGAUUCCAGGUGAGGAUCCCCGAAUCCAAAAUUCCAACAUGCCUAGAGAGUGUAUCAGGAAGUUCUUUCCAGAACGAAAGUGCUUUGUCUUUGACCGGCCUAUAAAUGACAAAAAAUUAUUGCAACAUAUUGAGGAAGCAUCCGAAUACCAACUAGAAUUGGAUUUCCGGGAGCAAUCCAAAAAUUUCUGUUCAUACAUCUUUGCCAAGGCAAAAACCAAGACCCUAAGAGAGGGAAUCACUGUCACCGGGAAUCGACUAGAGAAUCUGGUGGUGACCUACGUAGAUACCAUCAACAGUGGAGGUGUUCCUUGUUUGGAAAAUUCAGUGACAACUCUGGCUGAGCGUGAGAACGCAGCAGCCGUGCAGAAGGCAGCUGACCACUACAGGGAGCAGAUGGCCCAGCGAGUGAGCUUCCCCACAGACACACUCCAGGAGCUGCUGCAUGUGCAUGAGGCCUGUGAGAGGGUCGCCAUUGCAAUCUUCAUGGAGCACUCCUUCAAGGAUGACAAGCGGGAGUUCCAGACCAAGCUCCUGGGCAUCAUAGAGAAAAAUAAGGAGGAUUUCUUACUGCAGAAUGAAGAGGCAUCUGUCAAAUAUUGCCAGGAUGAGCUUCAGCGGCUUUCAGAGCCCCUGAUGGAAAGUAUUUCAGGAGGAACUUUCUCUGUACCUGGAGGACACAAGCUCUACUUAGAAGCAUUGAACAAGGUCAAACAGGACUAUGAGCUGGUGCCCAGGAAAGGAGUUAAGGGAAACGAGGUCCUCCAGAUCUUCCUGCGGUCACAGGCAGCAGUAGAGGCAUCCAUCCUUCAGGCCGACAAAACCCUCACCGAUGGGGAGAAGGCCUUAGCAGCUGAGCGUGCCAAGAAUCAGGCAGCUGAGAAGGAAAAGGAGCUGCUAAGACAGAAACUGAAGGAACAGCAUCAAAUAAUGGAGGCUAAAGAGAGAACCUUCCAGGAAAACAUGGCCCAACUGAAAGAGCAAUCGGAGAGGGAGCUGAAGAUCCAAAAAGAAUUACUUACUGAAGUAUUUCAAAAAAAAUCUGAGCAGAUGAAUGAAGAGAUAAAUAAACUAAAAAGGGAGAUUGAAAGCUCUAAAAUUGAUGACCUUUCAAAUAUCCUUGAUGUGGCUACCAUGGGGCUUCUAACGGCAGUGUGCCCACCCUUUGGGCUAAUUGCUUCUGGGAUGAAAUGUCUCAGUAUGAUUAUGAAACAUGUGGAGAAAUCCUAGCAGGGUACAACGUUGGAUGCUGCAACUAAGGCAAAUGCCCUGGUUUCUCUCUAAAGCAAGGAGACUAGUCCAAUCCCUCAUUCCAAGCUGCUUUUCUUAUAUGAGCUACCUUCAUAGAAUAACUCAGCUGUGCACAGUGGAACACUAAUGCAUGACAGACUUUGUAUAUUGUCAUUGCUUAUUAAACACUUUUCUAACAAA